UGCCAACACAACACCGCCCCCAUCUGAGCUCUUCUCUGUUUUCACACCCGUGGUGCUGAAAUCAGCGCUCGACCCCACAGCAACGUAACAGCAAUGACACAAAGACACGGGGAACCCGACCAACAGACCGAGAAUGGACGAUGAUUUGUUUCAGUUAAGACAGCUCCCAGUGGUGAAAUUCCGGCGUACAGGCGAUAGCACUCGCUCAGAGGAUGAGUGUGGAUGGAAGGAAGAAGCUUUGCAGUCGGCGGGAGGGUGGAUGGAUAUGGAGAGUGUUUCCCUGGCCGAUGGUGCUCCAGUGCCUCGGGAGUUUGCUAACCCCACUGAUGAUACAUUCAUGGUUGAAGAUGCAGUGGAAGCCAUUGGCUUUGGGACAUUCCAGUGGAAGUUAUCCAUCCUGACUGGACUUUCAUGGAUGGCCGACGCCAUGGAGAUGAUGAUUCUCAGUAUUUUGGCUCCUCAACUACACUGUGAGUGGGCACUCUCCAGCUGGGAGGUGGCACUACUAACUUCGGUGGUAUUUAUUGGAAUGAUGGUCAGUUCUUCGCUAUGGGGGAACAUAUCUGAUAAAUAUGGGAGAAAAACAGGUUUGAAGAUGAGUGUAUUGUGGACCCUGUUCUACGGCCUCCUCAGUGCAUUUGCACCAAUAUACGCAUGGAUUCUUUUUCUCAGAGCUCUGGUGGGCUUCGGUAUUGGAGGGGCUCCACAAUCAGUAACACUGUAUGCUGAGUUUCUGCCCAUGCGGUCCAGAGCCACUUGCAUUUUGUUGAUAGAGAUAUUCUGGGCUUUGGGAACAGUAUUUGAAGUGCUUCUAGCUAUCUUGGUGAUGCCAACUUUGGGCUGGCGCUGGCUGCUGGUCUUCUCCACCAUUCCACUCUUUAUUUUUGGUAUUUUUUGCUUUUGGCUGCCAGAGAGUGCUAGGUACGACGUCCUGACAGGAAAUCAGGAGAAGGCUUUGAGCACACUCAGACGUAUUGCUACAGAGAACAAGGUCCCUAUGCCACUGGGAAAACUCAUUGUGGCCAGACAGGAGGACAGGGGGAAAAUUCAGGAUCUUUUCUCUCCACACUUCCGCUGGACCACAGUUCUGCUUUGGUUCAUAUGGUUCUCUAAUGCGUUCUCUUAUUAUGGUGUGGUUUUGCUGACCACUGAGCUUUUCCAGGAGGGAGGAGCCUGUGUUGAGGUCAAUGGCAGUAAAAUGGAGCCAGGUUGUAGUUUGGAGUGCAAAUAUCUGAACUCCGAUGAUUAUAAAGACCUUUUAUGGACCACACUCUCUGAAUUUCCGGGCCUGCUGGUGACCCUGUGGGCAAUUGAUCGGUUGGGGAGGAGAAAGACUAUGGCACUGUGUUUCUUCGUCUUCUCUGUCUGCCUUGUGCCACUCUACGGCUGUAUGGGAAGGACCUUUUUGACAGUAUUUAUAUUCAUUGCGAGAGCCUUCAUUGCUGGAGGUUUUCAGGCUGCGUAUGUGUAUACCCCUGAGGUGUAUCCCACGGCGACGAGGGCUCUGGGUUUGGGCACCAGCAGUGGGAUGGCUCGAGUUGGAGCUCUCAUCACACCGUUUGUUGCACAGGUGAUGCUUGAAUCAUCUGUGUACCUGACUCUGUCGGUGUACUGUUGCUGCUGUUUGCUGGCUGCUAUUGCUUCCUGUGCCCUGCCAAUAGAGACCACCGGACGAGGCCUACAGGAGUCCAGUCACAGAGAGUGGGGUCAGGAGAUGAUUGGACGGGCAUCAGACCACAGCCCUGAGGGGAUUCCACAUUCCAUCUCUGGAUCAGAGGACUAAAGGGCACAGCUGGGUUUUAGGAGAAAUUGGUCAUAGAUAGAAGUGGGCAAUGUUCCCUAAAAUGUUUUUAAAGAAAUUUGGAUCUGAUUCAAUGAUUUUAGUUGCUUGGUCUCAAUUUAUAUCAGUUCAGACAGUUAUGUAUACAGGUUCCCCCACCUAAGGUCGAGUAGUUAUGCACUUCCAUCCUCUGGGCCGGAAUAAUAUAGGGCAAUAUAUUCCCAUGACGUAAUACUCCCCCCUACCUCUGCAACUUACAAGUGUGAGAAACGUGAAUGUGAGAAUUGCAUUAUGAAGAUAUAUAGGGGCAUUUAAAAGGAGAACGAAAGCCUUCAAAGUACUGAAGAUUUCAAGUUGAAAAUAGCACAAGUGUGUGUGUGUAUGUGUGUGAGAGAGAGACGGGUUUAGUUUGACAAUGAGUAGAAAGACUAGAAUUUUGUCUGUGUUAUUUAUUUUUUCCAAGGGGGCCUUAGGGCAUUUUCACAGCUGGCUUGUUUGGAGCAUUUGAUUCAGAACCUGGCACGUUUUCUCCCUUGGUUCUAUUCAUUUAGGGAUGAGUGAACAUGGCAAUCUCACUCGGAUAUGCACCAAAACAAUCGAUCCUUGACCUCCUGAACGAGGUGGUUUCGAACCGAUUGCAAACUAACUCUGGAGCAGUUCGCUUGUGGUGAGAAUGCAAACCGACCCAACGGACCAAAUAAUAUCCCUAUAAAAACCAUGAACAUACCUGAUGGAUCUGCGGAGAACAAAUCCGUAGGUCAGCACGUCGCUGUAAUUCAUAAUUAAAACAUUGAUGGAGCCUUUUGGUGAAUAUAUUAGAUAUAAUUGCACAUUUAAAAUAGCAGUUACCUUAUAAUUCCUGAGGUAAAUCAUACAAUCGCUUCUUUCUUUGGGAUGGCGGCAAAACAAACAAGGCUAGGAUGACAUUAGCAACUUCAUGACAGAUGUAAAACAUAUUUACUGUACGUAGCUUCACUCUUUCUGAUGUGUGUUUGUAUCCAUCCUUUCUGAUGUGAGAGCUCCGUGUCCAUGAGAGCAGACACUUUUCAAUAACGAAAUAAUGGAAAUGCAGCUAAUGAAGGAUAAAAAUAACCAUGAUGAAUAUUUUACAACUCCUAUCCAUCCGAGUGAAUGAUUUUAUUUGCAGUGCAUCCUCUGACUGGAAUGCACAUUUUGUGCCACACUGAAAACUUUUUGCAUAACCAUGACAUAAACAGUAGUUGAAAAUUUGUAACUGUUGACAAAUUUAUGCAGGUAUACCAAUUUAAUCAUUUAAAUUUAAUCAGGUAUUUGGAUGUAAAAGCUAAAUACCUGAACAGCACACAAACUUACUAAUAAGUAGUUUAGUCAAAUAGUUUGCUCAAAUGCGACAUUUAUUAACAGCUGAUUGUGGCUUUGUCUCGUUUGGAAGUAUGUGUCCUCAGGAGGACGCUGCAUACUUCAUCAAGGCUGUCUCAUUUCAGAAAAGUGUGUAGAACACUUUUGAAUGCAGCCUUCGAAUGCAACCUUCUUUCAUGGGAAUUCAGAGGAUGCAUAAGGUGUAUCCUUCUUGGGCACUCACAACCCACAAUUCUUUGCUUAAAUGAAAAUGUCUAAAAAAUUAUGCCAAUUUCCCCGUAAAUGUGAUGUUCAAACACAAGCAAUGUUAAUUCCCAAGUUAAAGUACCUCAGUAGAUGGGGCAGAGUAUACAAUGUGUAUAAUUGUAUUAAUAUAUAAUUAAAAUAAAGUAUUAGACUAAAUGUACACCUGUAAAAUCUAUUUUCUUUUCUCUUUACAUCUUUAUAACUCUCCUAAAUUGUACCUCAUACAUUCCAUUCUAAAGGGACUUUGUUCGCGUCUCACUCAAUGCGCCCCGGCUUGUUAAAGAGUGGCUUACUGUCAUAGCAACCAUGUUAUGUUCAGUUUGUCCUACGAAGGUCUCGUUUAAACGAGGACACUAAGUAUACUGCAGCCUUCAAAGGACGCAUCCUACCUAGUAUGCAGCCUUCCAAACGUGUAAGGUGUAGUCACCUUUUGCCGAUGCACUUAAUUAAAAAGAAUAAAUAAAUUGCUCCAGCUGUGCAAUGGCUUUCCUUUCAUCUGAUGUCUCGAAGCAAUCUUAUUUCUUUAACUCCUCAUUUCCAGCAAUCUGCCAUAAUGAAACUACUUGUCAUGAUCCAAACAAUACCUGAUGGAUAAAAUAAAGUAUCACUCUAGACUUUUCUCAUUUAAUAUCCUGUUUCAUUUAACAAUAUGUCACAAGACUAUAAAAAAACAAGUCAAAACAAUAAAACAAUAGCAAGUGUCUUUCAUCAGAACUGGUCUGUGGCAAAACCAGUUCCUUAGAGUAUAUUCCAGUAUCCCAGCAUCUUUUUUCAAGCAUUAAAAUGCGCAACAAACAUUUAGGAAGAACCGUUUUUCUUCCCCUCAUUGAUAUAUUUGGUUAUUUGUGUUUCUGCCUUUUCGACUGUACAGUGGGUUGGGGUAGCAGGAUGAUUGGGAGGUCAGAUUGUCGAGUGUGCAAUUGUUCUUGUGUGUUCAGAAAGCAGUUUCUCCUAUGCCCCUCGCAAUGAAGUACUGCGUUUUGUGUCUGUGUGCACCAAUCUCUUGCCACUGCACUGGAUGUACAUGUGUAUAGUAACAAUAAAUGAUGUGUC
Xyrauchen texanus (razorback sucker) is the source of this 4417-nucleotide messenger RNA. Its product is annotated as synaptic vesicle 2-related protein-like. NCBI's taxonomy places the organism in Eukaryota, Metazoa, Chordata, Actinopteri, Cypriniformes, Catostomidae. The transcript has 16 exons. Gene Ontology annotation, molecular function: transmembrane transporter activity. Gene Ontology annotation, biological process: transmembrane transport. Gene Ontology annotation, cellular component: membrane. Bases 134 to 1783 code for a protein of 549 amino acids. The record is from RefSeq and is a predicted model, not a curated record.